Trichoderma citrinoviride is the source of this 1281-nucleotide messenger RNA. Its product is annotated as DUF367-domain-containing protein. Gene Ontology annotation, biological process: maturation of SSU-rRNA. The record is from RefSeq and is a predicted model, not a curated record. Bases 1 to 1281 code for a protein of 426 amino acids. The transcript has a single exon. NCBI's taxonomy places the organism in Eukaryota, Fungi, Ascomycota, Sordariomycetes, Hypocreales, Hypocreaceae. Gene Ontology annotation, molecular function: rRNA small subunit aminocarboxypropyltransferase activity.
AUGGUCCGGCACAAAAAAGACUUCAACGCCAGAGGCAAGAAAUUCGGCCCCCGAGGCGGCGGCGCUCCUCGCCAACCCCGCCAUCGCAACGACAACGACGACGAUGAAUCCUCCUCCGGCGCGGGCAGCGGCCGGCCCGCCUUCAAGGCCGCCUGCUGGGACCUCGGCCACUGCGACCCCAAGCGCUGCUCCGGCAAGAAGCUGAUGAAGCUGGGCAUGAUGCGCGAGCUGCACCUCGGCCAGCGCCACGGCGGCGUCAUCAUCACGCCCAACGGCAAGAAGGUCAUCUCGCCCGCCGACAGGGAGCUCAUGGACCAGUUCGGCGCGGCCGUCGUCGAGUGCUCGUGGGCGCGGACCAAGGAGGUGCAGUGGAACAAGGUCGGCGGCAAGUGCGAGCGGCUGCUGCCGUAUCUGGUCGCCGCCAACACGGUCAACUACGGCAAGCCGUGGAGGCUGAACUGCGUGGAGGCGCUGGCCGCUGCCUUCUACAUCUGCGGGCACGCGGACUGGGCGGAGCAGAUUCUGGCGCCCUUCUCGUACGGGCCGUCGUUUCUGGACAUCAACUCGAGUCUGUUGAAGAGGUACGCGGCCUGUGCGGACGAGGCGGGCGUGAAGAGGACGGAGGAGGAGUGGAUGGAGCGGCUGGAGCAGGAGUAUGCCGAGAGCAGAGAGGAGGGCCAGGGCGACAUGUGGACCAGCGGAAACACAAACAGGAGAGCGCCGGUAGACUCGGAUGAAGAGGAGGGCGACGAAGACGACUCAGAGGAAGACGAGAACUCGCAAGAGGAGGGAAGCAUAGACGGCAUAUAUCUAGGCAAACGGCCACCCAAGGAAGCAGAAAAAGAAGAUGACGACGACGACGAUGGAGAAGACGAGGACAAGGACCCCUACGCUCUCUCAGACGACUCAGACGAUGACGACGCAAUGGCCGAAAUCCGGCGCAAAGUCCUCGCCUCAAAGACCUUUACCAACCCCAACCCCGACAGCGCACAAGACAAGCAGAAGCCCUCGACGAUACCCCGUCCGCAGCAGCGGUUCAAAGCCGACCUCGACAUUGAGCCGGAUUCAGACAAUGACGCCGGGGGCGGUAGUAGUGAUCAGGACGGCGGCGGCGGCGAGGGGAGUGAUGGCGAUGACGACGAUGAGUUUGACAACAUCAUUGCCGCGACGCCGGUGACGGAUCGGAUAGGGCUGGAGAAGCUGAAGAAGGAGAGGGCAAGGGCGGCGAUUACGACGAGGACUUUUUCGUCGAAUGUCGUUUCUGCGCCGAGUAGAUGGUAG